AGGGCGAGAUAGGAACGGGGUGCCGGGGCCAAUGAGAGCUCCCCGCGGGAAUGUCCCGGUGUGGACGCCCUCGGAGGCCCCUUCUAACUCCAGGGCGGCUAGGGUGGCCGGGCCCAGGUCACGGGCUGCGCCGGCCCUGGCGAGGCCACUGGGGGCUGUCGGGCGUCCACGCUCACGGUCUGGGCCAGAGGACCCCGUACCGGCCAGGCCGUGGCGGCCACGGGGGCCUGGAAGCACCGCUGCCAGCUGGCCCUGCACGGAACUGUGUCCCGACGCGGCGCGCGCUGUCGCGAUCCGGCGGCGGGUGACGUGGCGGGGCGGGGCCUGAGCGGCCGCGGCGACGGCGGCGCGACCGAGCAUCCUGGCGGCGCCGGGCCACUGGGAGAGUUUAUGUGGCCAAGGCAGACAAGUGAAAUUAGGCCUUGCUGCGAGGACUUCAUUUCCUUCUCAGUACUGGACCCAUUUAUGAGGAGGUGGCUUAUGAAAGUGUGAUGUUCACGUAUUUCUUGACAGAGGGUCUGCAGAUCUACUCUGGGGACAGGAUAGACAACGCGUCUCACACAGGCCACAGUAAACACAGGUGUGCAGGAACUGUCAUGGAAGCCAGGGAGCCUGGGAGGCCCACACCCACCUACCAUCUUGUCCCUAACACCAGCCAGUCCCAGGUGGAAGAAGAUGUCAGCUCGCCACCUCAAAGGUCCUCCGAAAGUAUGCAGCUGAAAAAGGAGAUCUCCCUGCUGAAUGGGGUCAGCCUGGUGGUGGGCAACAUGAUCGGCUCAGGGAUCUUCGUCUCGCCCAAGGGUGUGCUGGUACACACUGCCUCCUAUGGGAUGUCGCUGAUUGUGUGGGCCAUUGGUGGGCUCUUCUCUGUUGUGGGUGCCCUUUGUUAUGCAGAGCUGGGGACCACUAUCACCAAGUCGGGAGCCAGCUACGCUUAUAUUCUAGAGGCCUUUGGGGGCUUCAUUGCCUUCAUCCGCCUGUGGGUCUCACUGCUAGUUGUUGAGCCCACCAGUCAGGCCAUCAUCGCCAUCACCUUCGCCAACUACAUCAUCCAGCCGUCCUUCCCCAGCUGUGAUCCCCCAUACCUGGCCUGCCGUCUCCUCGCUGCUGCUUGCAUAUGCCUGCUGACAUUUGUGAACUGUGCCUAUGUCAAGUGGGGCACACGUGUGCAGGACACGUUCACUUACGCCAAGGUCAUAGCGCUCAUUGCCAUCAUUGUCAUGGGCCUUGUUAAACUGUGCCAGGGACACUCUGAGCACUUUCAGGACGCCUUUGAGGGUUCCUCCUGGGACAUGGGAAACCUUUCUCUUGCCCUCUACUCUGCCCUCUUCUCUUACUCAGGUUGGGACACCCUUAAUUUUGUAACAGAAGAAAUCAAAAACCCAGAAAGAAAUUUGCCCUUGGCCAUUGGGAUUUCUAUGCCAAUUGUGACGCUCAUCUACAUCCUGACAAAUGUGGCCUAUUACACAGUGCUGAACAUUUCAGAUGUCCUUAGCAGUGAUGCCGUGGCUGUGACAUUUGCUGACCAGACGUUUGGCAUGUUCAGCUGGACCAUCCCCAUUGCUGUUGCCCUGUCCUGCUUUGGGGGCCUCAAUGCAUCCAUCUUUGCUUCAUCAAGGUUGUUCUUCGUGGGCUCCCGGGAGGGCCAUCUCCCGGACCUUCUGUCCAUGAUCCACAUUGAGCGUUUUACACCUAUCCCUGCUUUACUGUUCAAUUGCACCAUGACACUCAUAUACCUCAUCGUGGAGGAUGUUUUCCAGCUCAUCAACUACUUCAGCUUCAGCUACUGGUUCUUCGUGGGCCUGUCUGUUGUUGGACAGCUCUACCUCCGCUGGAAGGAGCCCGAAAGGCCCCGGCCUCUCAAGCUGAGCGUGUUUUUCCCCAUCGUGUUCUGCGUAUGCUCCGUGUUUCUGGUGAUAGUGCCCCUCUUCACUGACACCAUUAAUUCCCUCAUCGGCAUCGCGAUUGCCCUUUCUGGAGUUCCUUUCUACUUCAUGGGUGUUUACCUGCCGGAGUCGCAGAGGCCACUGUUUAUUCGGAAUGUCCUGGCUGCUAUCACCAGAGGCAUCCAGCACCUUUGCUUUUGUGUCCUGACUGAGCUUGAUGUAACCGAAGAGAAAAAGGAUGAGAUGAAAACUGACUAGAGGUCAGAGGUGGCUUUCCUAGGCCUGGAAGGCUGGCCACAGAGCGAAAUCCUGAUAAGACUCUGUGGGCCCAACUCUCCUGAAUUAAAGGAGCCUUUUGACCCACAUCAUAUAACGGGGCUCAGGGCCAGUGCUCACUCUUCUUGGCUUUGUUUACACUUGGAGCCGCCUUGGUGUAGGUCACCAGGACAGUGUACUCCUCUCCUGCCAGCCUCCCCUUCCCCGAGGUGUGGUGGCUGCAGUCUCAGGAAGAGCUUGGUACUUGUGGGGACUUCUGUUUUCUCCCUGUGGAGAUCAGUGAAGACUGGGAGGAAAGCUGCUUCAACCUGAGUUGGGCUCUUCAGCAGGCUGCACAAGUGGAAGCAACUAAUUCUGGUGCUCAGGCUGGGUUCUCACCCAAGUUAGGCCUGCUCUGGCCUAAUGGAUCUUACUGUAUGAGCAGCACGGCUGCACUGGAUUGUACAACUGUUUUGUGAUGCCCCCGGACACUGUCAUCCUGGGCCCAGAAAAACAUGCUAGCUUGACAUACCCCACGGGCUUCUUAUUCUUGGGUUUUGGAAUUGGUAAACAGUGAGGCAGUCUCCCUUUCUGACCAUUCUUCACCCACUCACAAAGGAAUAACCUUGGCCAUAUAUUUGCUCAAUAAAGAUUGAAGAAAGCAUGGUCACAGUUGCCUUGGGUUCAGGGCAUAAUGCAUAUGUGAAGCAUGGGGUGACAUUCUUACUGUCAUGGGUUUGGGAUUUGUACGGCAAAUUCCUGCCCAAAGACAGGGUGUCUUGUGCAAAGGCUGACUUGCCUGAACUCUAAGAACAUGACUUUUGUCUGAGCCAAGCUGGCACCCAUCCCAGGGCUCCUCUGGAGCUAAUCCUUUAAGCAAAAUGUGCUUGCCUUUAAAGACCUUUGAAAGAUCCCUGACCCCAGCUUUAGCUUUCUCCAACAGAUAACCAGCUAAUCUCAGGAAUUUACUGCCCCCCGCCCCCACCCCCAGUGGCGUCUAGGGAAAGCAAGGACCUCACAUGCCAGGUGCCCUAGUACUUGCUCAGUGAGCCGUGUCAUCCUCCUUUCAUUUUUGGAUGGUGACAGCAUUCUUCCCCUUUGUGCUGGAUACAGACUUCUCCCAGGAUCCCCUUUUUGGGAGCAAAGCCAGACAAUCCCUUCAGCACUCAAGCUUCAGGGUGGAAUUAAUUUCUGCCAGCUCUUUGUUGUCUGUCUCCUUAAAUCCUUCUCUUGGUGUGCUUAUCCCUUUUGCAGUGAGUACAGUUUAUUAAGUUAUCAGCCCUUUAAUAUUGGGGAAACUUAAUGAGUAUAAAUGGCAGGGAGCACACUAGUAACAGCACAGUGUUUUGUUUUUUCACCUGGUUGCUGUGAGUGCAAGAAUAGCUUUCAAUCCUUUGUUUCUAUGUCUACAGACAGAAAGCGAGAUGUCUAAUAUUAGACAUACCAGUUGCUGCCUGUUAUAACGUUGAAUUAUACCUUUGUGCGUACCUAGGAUGUUUGUUGUUUUAAUUAGCUGCAAUACAUAGGGCCUAUGUACACAGAAUUUAAUCACUUUGUCAGGUUGAAUAACUCCAUGUAGAUAAGAGCUAGUGUAGGUAAACGUUUAGAAAAUGGACAUAAAGUCAAAGUGAUGGCAGGUAGGAUGAAGGAGAGAUACUUAGGAAAUCCUAAAAGAGGCGGCAAGAAGGCAUCUCCCUGUGUAAAUCCCCUUCCCCCAUGACAGUGAGUCAGAGACACUCACAGGCUAUUAGGGCACAGCCCUAGCUGAAUGUUCUGCGUUGUCCGUAAUAGCUACUAGCCAUACGUAGCUAAUUAUAUUAAAAUGAAAUAAAACUAAAGCUCAGUUUCCCUUCAGUUGCGCUAAUCACAUUUCAAGUGCUCAGCACUACUACACAGCGCAGACACAGAACACAGCGUCACUGCAGAUAGUUCUACUGGACAAUGUUACACUAGAAUAAACACCAAGGCAGUGAGUUAAGGCAGCUAUGGUUGGAAAGGCAUAGGGACAGAGUGUGCUUACAAGAGAUACAAGCUGUGGUAAUAAAACUGAUCCUGCUGAUAGUAGUUUUUUUUGUGGUGAGUGCUGUGAAGAGUAAACGUUACACAGUGGAAAGCUAAGUUCAGAAUGUGCUUUGUUUUUCCUCCCUUGCUUUAAGUCCUUGGUAUUUAUAAUCAAUGCUGAAACUUUGGUCUCACUACCACUCCGUUUUAGAUAUUCAGAUUUAAAAGGCUUUAAAAGAAUUCCUUUCUUCCAUGUUCAAAGCUAGACUUUACUAAACACAUGUAUCACAUUCAUAUACAUUGUUUCUUGGCCCCACUGCCAAAGGAAGUCAGUCAGUCAUUUCACAACUAUUAGGAGAGUUUGGAAGCCGAAAUAGCUGUUAACUAAAAUCUCCCACAGCUCACAGACUGCUUUCUGCCCUAAUGGCCACUAUUAUCCAGUCUGUGUUGCUACAAGGGACCCACUGGUCCCCCUUUUAGAUUCUAUCAAAAGGAACAGGGUUUCCCAGAGGCAGGAAGCCUGGUGGUAUGGCAGAGCAGAAAAUUACUGCUAAUGAAACGCGAACCUCUUCUUCCCUUGUGGUUUCAGCACAGCACCUGAAUGCCAGGAAAAAUUCCUGGGCCAAGAAGCUAAAGCUAAAGAAGCUUUCCUUUUUACACAUUUUUUUUUCUUUCAAACUGUAGGGUCACUUUUGAUUGAGGCAAAGAGGCCCUACUGUAAGUGGAAAAGACUCACUCCUUCAACAUAAGUUUUCACUGUGGUGGGAUGGUGCUGCCUGACAUGCUUGAUAUGCUUUUCCUUCCACGUGUUAAGCUAGGAAACCUAAGAGGAUGUCAGCAGGGCCGUUAACCCUGGACUCAGAGCCCUCAAGGGCUUGUGGCAGAACCUCAUGGCUGGACAUCACAAGACGAUCAGUCUGAAUCCAGGUCGUGGGGGCUGUCAUAGCCAAACUCCUUCUGCACAUCCAGAGGGUACUUGCUCCACAUCCGUUGUCUGCUGCUGCCUCUUUCCUCCUCACUCAGGCUGUUGUAGUCAGCAGAGCCUAGAAUGAGAUCCCGGGAAUGGAUUCUAAAUGUGAUUUUCCUAGGCUACUGCAGGAACCCCUUCUCUUCUCAGAAAGGUCUGUUUUUGUUCCCGAUUGUAAUGCAAAAUGCUGGCUCAAUAAAGAAAAUAAGGCAUAUAGAAUUUUUUUUUUUUUUUUUUUAAAGAAACAAUCACUUUCCUAUCAUCUAAAACAAGUUCCUUCACACUGGAGUAUUUUGUCACUUCUCCCCUCCGUAUAGUAUUUUUUUGUUGUUGUAACAGUUGUAGUCAUAUCGUAAAUAUUUUUGUACCUUUCUCCUUUUAACGUGUUAUUGACAAACCUCCCCAAUAGAAUAUUCAAUUGUUUGUUUCAUUUCUCUGUUGUCAGACACCAAUAAAUUCUUUUUUUGGGGC
Messenger RNA from Rhinopithecus roxellana (golden snub-nosed monkey), 5580 nucleotides. RefSeq names its product solute carrier family 7 member 6 (gene SLC7A6). NCBI's taxonomy places the organism in Eukaryota, Metazoa, Chordata, Mammalia, Primates, Cercopithecidae. The transcript is spliced from 13 exons. The coding region runs from base 492 to 2144 and encodes 550 amino acids. The record is from RefSeq and is a predicted model, not a curated record. Gene Ontology annotation, molecular function: L-amino acid transmembrane transporter activity. Gene Ontology annotation, cellular component: membrane. Gene Ontology annotation, biological process: amino acid transmembrane transport.